Messenger RNA from Prosopis cineraria, 1820 nucleotides. RefSeq names its product protein IQ-DOMAIN 19-like. The transcript has 3 exons. NCBI's taxonomy places the organism in Eukaryota, Viridiplantae, Streptophyta, Magnoliopsida, Fabales, Fabaceae. The record is from RefSeq and is a predicted model, not a curated record. Gene Ontology annotation, molecular function: protein binding. The coding region runs from base 370 to 1236 and encodes 288 amino acids.
UUAGGUGGGAGCUUCAAUUGCGCAUUCAGUAGCUGCCUUAGGGCUCUUGGGGGAUUCAACAUGACUUUGAACCACUUGCUGAUAAAAAUAAAGGACCGUUUAAUUUUAUAACCCGCUCGUAAAUAAUGAGAAGUGCACUUCAAAGUUUGAGGAGUACAUGGAGCCGGUUGAGGGAAUGGAGUGGCAAGUGGCUGUACCGGCGGAAGUCAUUGCAGGCCGAAGCUAUUUAUAAUAAUCAAUCCUACUAUUACUGAACAUGCACAAGAAUGACACCAAACCAUGAAACCAAUACACACACACAUAUAUAUAUGAUCAGGAAGCUUAGCUCCAAUAUUCAAGCGUUCCCAACUCUAACAUUGCUUGGUGCAAAUGGGGAAGGCGAGCGAGUGGAUCAGAAACUUGCUGGUAGGAAAGAAGCAAGAGAAAUACAAGCAGAUCGGACAGAAGGGCGACGGUGAGACGGAGAGCCACAGCCCCAGAGUGAAGCGCCGAUGGAGCUUCGGAAGAAAAUCGGUCAAGGUAACAGAGCAUAGAUUGUCCGCCUCUUUCGAUUUAACUGACUCCGCUAAGCUCCGAAUACGGGAGAUCCUCCAAGCUCAACCUCGCAGAUCUUCUGACAUCCAAAACGCCGCCGCUACUAAGAUUCAAGCUGCUUUUCGCGCAUAUUUGGGAAGAAGAGCAUUGCAUGCUCUGAGGGGACUAGUCAAGUUGCAGGCAUUAGUGAGAGGGCACCUUGUAAGGAAGCAGACAACCAACGCACUGCGCGGCAUGCAUGCCUUGAUGACCAUUCAAGUCAGAGCCCGAAUCCUCCGAAUCCUGAUGGCUCAACAAUCAAGCCUUCUAGAGAAGCAGCCUUCACAGCUUAGAGUAAUGCCUCUCCCCACAAGUUACGUGCAAGAUUAUGAAGAAUCAAAGCAUACGAAUCUGAGAGAAACGUUAGGAGUUUUAAAAACCAGAAGUGCCCGUCUAGACGGUCCACCUCGUAAGAGCACAGAGCAUGAUUCCGGGACGUUGAUUUCAAAGCAUCUUUCGGAUCUUUCGGUUUGGAAGCGACUCCAUCAAUACUCAGCACCAAACAGCCCUGCGGACUGCAUGACCAUGUCUGGAUUAACUCCAACGGAGGGCUUGUCCACUUCUCUGCGUCAUCACCAAUCGUAUUCACGCGAACCGAAUUACAUGACAAGAACAGUGUCAUCAAGGGCCAAAGCUCGGUCUGAGAGUGAGCCAAAACAAUGACUCGGGCGUGGGAUCAGGCACAUGAUCAAGCCUAUAGAACCAUUGGAUGGUCGAACGCUGCGUUCAUUCUCAAACUCCAGACGUUUCAACCUUGGAUAAUUUGAGCGUUCAUUCUCAUUGAAGGUUGCCGGGUCCAUAACAGGGCGAGAAAUUGAAUUCGAAGGGUUAGUGCUUUCUUGGAAGAAUGGCUGGCUGGUACGCUUCUGUCGUAAUUUCAAAUGUUAGUUGUAGUUGUAGCGUAGCGCUUUCGAGUCAUGACCGAGUCCGGGUCCGUAUCACCGACCAAUUACAUACUUGUCGGAGCAGAACUGUAGUAGUGAAGCAAUAUCAUGAAUUAUCUGCACGCAGGAUGGAAUGGGUAACCCAUCCAAGCAUCGAAAAAGCAGCACAAUGCCAUGAUGCUUCGCGAACCAAAAUUUUAAAUUGGAGUAACUUAUGAACAAACUUUCUUCUUGUAAUUGGAGUUUUUCUCUUUCAUUUUGUAGAUUUACCCUUCCAUUCACUAUAAAUCACUGCGUAUAAGACUCGUCACGCUGCAUGUGAUUUUCUCAUCUAGUUGAAGGAAAAAAAACCGCAGCGGCAGG